UGGUUUACUCAAUCUUUUUUUUCUUUGGAUUAUCUUAUUACUGGAAACACUCGCUUCCUUUAUCUGACUCCUCUCCCCUCCACGCCUUCUCCGCCCUUCCCCUACCUUCGCAUUCUCUCUUUUUCUCAUUCUGUAUUUUUUGGGUCUACCAAAAAUACGUACAAUCCAAAAUAAAUAUAUAGUGAAAAAUAAGUCUUGAUUGCACGCUCUUUUCUCUCCCGCGACUACCGAAUGUCUGGAAUCUGGAGAUGGAGCAACAAGGCGAAGCGAAUGACGCAGCUGCUGACGUCAGAUACCUCCAGCUCCAACCACCACCGGUUCACGCAGGUGCGCCCAAUCUCGGCCCACCUCAACCACCUCCAGGUAGGCACGCACCGGCGCCGUGACUCGCUCAUCGGAGUCCAAGAGCGCUACAAGUGGGGCCACGGUGGCUCCGACAGCGACGGCUUCAAGAGCAACCGAAUCCGCAAGAUUCGCGCCGAGGCCAAUUGCCCGCGCUGCUUCAAGCAUAUGGAUCUUCUCUUCUCUUUCUCCAAUCGCCACAAUUUUUCCCCUCCGGUUCCGGUUGGGGCCGUCGAUGCUGUUGAUGAGGAUGGUGAUGACCAGUCCAAGACCGGAGGAGCCGUCAAUCUCUGCCCCAAUUGCAAGACCGCCUACUACUUCCGCCCCCAUAAGAUCGUUCCUCUCCAGGGCAGCUUCGUCGAGAUUGCCAGAGUCAAUAACUCCUCCAGGAGCAACAGCAAUGCUGAUGGGAGUGGUAACGGCGGUGUAGAAGAAGAUUAUCGGAAUACUAAUCCUAAUACUAACACUUGUACUAAUACUAACAAUAAUAAUAGGUUUAGAGUCUCGUUUUGGGACACUUUAAGAUCGUACAGUUCAGGUGGAGACCCGCCGGAAAAUUGGUCGCCUCCGCCUUCGGGAAAUGGGUUGGCGGUGCACACUCCUCCGGGACCUCCGUUCGCGCCCGGGGUUAAUGUGGUACGGGCAUCAGGGCCCGGUGGAGGAGGCUCUGCUGGUGGUGGUGGUGGUGAUGGUAGAAGUGACGGUGAGAAAAGCGGAUGGGGCGGGUCCAAUUUGGGCAAGGAAUUGCCCACGCCAAAGGAGAUCUGCAAGGGUCUCGACAAGUUUGUCAUUGGCCAAGAUAGAGCCAAAAAGGUGCUUUCUGUUGCUGUAUAUAACCACUAUAAAAGAAUAUUUCAUGCAUCCCUGCAAAAAGGGUCAGGAGCAGAAUCGGGAAUUCCAGAGAGAAUAGAUGAUGACGAUAAUGUGGAGCUAGAAAAGAGCAAUGUCCUUUUGAUGGGCCCGACUGGCUCAGGGAAGACAUUGCUUGCAAAAACUCUAGCUCGAUUUGUGAAUGUGCCCUUUGUCAUUGCUGAUGCAACAACUUUAACACAGGCAGGUUAUGUUGGAGAAGAUGUUGAAUCAAUCUUGUAUAAACUGCUUGCGGCGGCUGAGUUCAAUGUACAAGCAGCUCAACAAGGGAUGGUCUACAUAGAUGAAGUUGACAAGAUAACUAAGAAGGCUGAGAGCUUAAACAUUAGCAGAGAUGUUUCUGGCGAGGGCGUCCAACAGGCAUUAUUGAAAAUGCUAGAAGGAACUAUUGUUAAUGUUCCUGAGAAGGGAGCAAGGAAGCAUCCUCGGGGAGAUAACAUACAGAUGGAUACAAAAAAUAUCCUUUUUAUAUGUGGUGGAGCAUUUGUUGAUCUUGAGAAAACCAUUUCAGAGAGGCGGCAAGAUUCUUCAAUUGGUUUUGGAGCACCUGUUCGUGCAAACAUGAGAACUGGUGGAGUAACCAACGCUGCAGUGACAUCAUCCUUGCUUGAGUCGGUUGAAAGUGCUGAUCUUAUUGCAUAUGGGCUCAUACCAGAGUUUAUUGGACGUUUUCCAAUUUUAGUUAGUCUGUCAGCUUUAACUGAGGACCAACUUGUUCAGGUGCUCACAGAACCAAAAAAUGCUCUUGGUAAGCAGUACAAGAAAUUGUUCAUCAUGAACAAUGUGAAGCUACAUUUUACAGAGAAGGCACUGAGACUUAUUGCCAAGAAAGCAAUGGCUAAGAAUACUGGUGCCAGGGGUUUAAGGGCCAUACUGGAAAUCAUUCUAACUGAAGCCAUGUACGAGAUUCCAGAUGUUAAGACAGGAAAUGAUAGAAUAGAUGCUGUUGUGGUUGAUGAGGAGUCGGUGGGUUCAGCAAAUACCCCUGGAUGUGGAGGGAAACUUUUACGAGGAGAUGGUGCACUGGAGCGUUUCCUAGCUGAGACGAAGUUGAACAAUUCACCGGAUAAUGUUGAGGUGGCUUUGGGAGAGUUGCAGGAGGGUGAAUCGGAGCUUUCAUCAAGAGCCAUGAGCAUGUAACAUAUAUAGCUCAUGUUAGGAUGUGGCAGUUUUCUCUUUGUUUAUUGUUGAUUUGUAAAAAUCAUAUUCAUAAUUUGGUGUAAUUAUCCCUUGUAAAACAGUAUAGCUUCUGGUUCAUGUUCAUUUCAUUAGAGGGGGAAAAAAGAAAAAGAAAAAGAAAAAGAAA
Molecule: messenger RNA, 2518 nt
Organism: Corylus avellana
Lineage: Eukaryota; Viridiplantae; Streptophyta; Magnoliopsida; Fagales; Betulaceae
Product: ATP-dependent Clp protease
Biological process (GO): protein folding
Cellular component (GO): mitochondrial matrix
Molecular function (GO): ATP-dependent protein folding chaperone; ATP binding; ATP hydrolysis activity
Source: RefSeq, a predicted model, not a curated record